GCGCCACGUCAGUUAGAAGGAGAAGACACAUGCAUCUGUUCUGUUCGCUCUGGGCAGAAAGUGGAGCGAUGGACGAUAUGGAACAUUUUGGCACACCUGAUCGGAUGGAAACUCCUGCGACGCUGGAAGGCAACUUCAACGCAACGAACGACACCUAUGAACCACAAGGAACGAGCGAUAAAUGUUACGCUAUACUGGGUCUGGUGUUAGUCUUCGUACUCUUGCUGGCCAUGGCAGCAGCGGUCUGGGUCAUCACGCAAAGCAAAGGAAAAACAUCUGAUGACGACACUGUUUCCCCAUCAGCUGGACACAUCACGCUCCCAAAAUUCACACCCGAACUUAAAUUUCCCGCGAAUGACUACGAAGACUACGAAGACAAAGAAAGUAUUCCGGGAACAUCAGAGCGUUCACUGCCAACGACGACGACGACGACAUCGACGACGACAUCGACGACAUCGACGACGACAUCGACGACGACAUCGACGACGACAUCCCCCAGACCUGGCGACGACGAGUCUGUGAAGAUAUGCGAAACAAAAGAUUGCCGCACAAUCCGCCGGUUAAUCGAAGACGCUGUGGACAUGGACAGAGAUCCCUGCGAUAAUUUCUACGCUUUCGUAUGCGGACGAAUCAAGCAGCUGAGGUAUCGCUUGUACAAGGAGGGUGGCGUCAUCAAUUAUUUCGCUGGGAAAAAUCUCCUCGCCAUACAGAAAAGUUUGGAAGAAGCUAGAAUCCCGGGGAGCGGGCAAACCGGAUUCGAAAAAUCUGCGGCACUCUAUCAGCACUGCAUAGAAGCAGAGGAAACGACGUCUGCGACUGUCGCAAAAGAUUUCCUGACGCGGCGCGGACUAACUAUUCAUGAUACCGGAAACGUGCCAUUUCGACCAGUGGACGUUAUGGUAGAAUUUAUAUUUGAAAUUGAUAUUCCACUAAUACUUGAAGUCAUACCGAGAGAGCGGGAGCCGCCGGUGCUUCAAUACAGUGAAAUGGCUUAUGGCUGGGCGGUCCAGACGCGGAACCGGUCGGAAGGAGUGUCUACCGUACUAUCAGCAAUAUACUCGACGCACAUCGACGACAUCCUCGUUAAAAAUGUUACGGAUGCUGAGGAUAAGGUAUGGUACAAGCCGCUGUACAGGGGCAAUAAUGUGGUGUUGCUAAAGAAGCUCUGGGAUCUCUUCCUCGAUGACGACGCUCUGUCGUCAGACUGGCAAACAUCUCUUCAACGGCAUACAUCCACUGGGAUACAGAACAUGGAAGUAAAUGUCCUAGACAACACAAUUAUAUUUGUCCAACUACUAUUCGGAAAAAACGCAACAGUCACAGAACAUGAAAUGCGCUUGUACUUCUCUUGGAAAUGUGCAUCUUACCUGUACUUUGCCUCGUUAUUCAGCAUUAAGGAAGACUAUGCCGGUCAGUGCCUGGCAAUGACCUUGGGUGCUUUUGAGCACGCCGCUGGCUCUCGAGUGAUGUUCGCAGCGCUGACCAACGAAAGGACUGAGGCCAUCAAGAUGAUGACUGACAGUAUCAUCGACGAACUUAAGAAUUCAUUCAGAAACUCCUCGUGGCUGGACGACGAAGCCCGCGAAGGGGCUGUGGAAAAGAUCUCUUUGAUGAAGUUUAAUUUCGGCUUCCUGCCGAGAUUCAAGACGAAGGAAAAAAUCGAUUCAUUCUACACGGACCUCUCCGACCUCAAGGGACCUUUCCUCUCUGACUGGUUGAACGUCAAAAGGCACUCGACCAAAACGCUCUGGAAAGGUGUUGAGACUGGUUACGCGGAGUACGCUCGUGAAACCGUCGCUAUAGUCCCGCACAACCUACCAAAUGGCGUGUACUAUGCGUCACGGAAUGUGGUUACACUAACUGGGCAAUUCAUGAUGAUGCCGUUCUUUAUUCCUGAAGCUCCGCCAGAGGUUAACUAUGGCGCACUGGGCUUCGGUAUCACGCAUGAAAUGAUGCACGGCUUUGACAACCUUGGUCAAUACUUCGACGGCAAUGGCGUUCAGACACCGUGGUUUGAAAAGAGCCGCAAUGAGUUUCAAUACCGGACCUUUUGCCUCGAGAAUAAAAUCGAGCAUGCUCCGAAAGCCAGGUAUGAUUAUCGCGAAUACAUUUACGAAUAUCAGGCAGACAACCUUGGGUCUAUGUCCCUCUUGAGGGCGUACCAGAAUGCUGCGAAGAAGUCAAAUGUAUCUCUAGGGAACGUAAAAGGCUUGACACGGGAUCAAGUGUUUUACGUUGCCGGUUCGCUCAUGUGGUGCGACAAUGAUCCUGAUCCGUCCACCUACACGGGUCAUCCACCGAAUGAUGAGAGGAGGAACGUACCUUACAUGAACUCUGUUCACUUCAGCAAAACUUUCUCUUGCCGUGAAAAUUCACCAAUGAAUCCAACGGAGAAAUGCGUCUUCUGGUAAUCCCUGGAACGGACGUACAUCAUGUGGAGGGCAGUUCAUUAAAAAGUAGAUCAACA
Messenger RNA from Ornithodoros turicata, 2467 nucleotides. Its product is annotated as neprilysin-like. The coding region runs from base 30 to 2411 and encodes 793 amino acids. The record is from RefSeq and is a predicted model, not a curated record. Gene Ontology annotation, molecular function: metalloendopeptidase activity. Lineage: Eukaryota; Metazoa; Arthropoda; Arachnida; Ixodida; Argasidae. The transcript has 2 exons. Gene Ontology annotation, biological process: protein processing. Gene Ontology annotation, cellular component: plasma membrane.